GAUGCCGAAGCGCCCCUGCCCGUUCGGGGACUCGGCCCCCCUGCAGCUGAAAACCCGAGUGAGGAUGCGGGAGUUGAGCCAGGGCGUCAUGGGCGAGAGGUACCGGCGGGAAAUUUUCGAAAAAACAAAACAGCUGCUUUUCAGAGGAGCCCAAGCUUACAUGGAUAGCAAGUGGGAUGGAAGCACAGUGGGAGCCUGUCUGAUUGCACAGUAUCCAGCAGCAGGCAGACCGGAAGCAUGUUCUCAGUAUUCUUGCAAUGGACAGAUGUUAAUUGGGCAGGAUGGGAAACUUCGACAGCCCCGCCCAAGAGAAACAGCAAUGGCAGUGGAAGUCUCCAAGCCCUGCUCGUCGUGCGUCAGAGCCAUUGACGUCAAAGAGGCGUGCACGCAGUGUGACCGGCCCGUCUGCGAGAACUGCAGCAAACUCUGCAGCUGCUGUAACGCCGUCGCCUGUUCCUCGUGUUCUGUGAUAGAAUCAGAUGAUGUUGAUGAGCAAAUCCUUUGCAGUGGCUGCUCAACAUUUAAUGCUUGAAGCUCCAGGACUUGUAAAGAAGUGUGUGUGUGUGUGU
Messenger RNA from Euleptes europaea (tarantolino), 569 nucleotides. RefSeq names its product SIVA1 apoptosis inducing factor (gene SIVA1). Gene Ontology annotation, biological process: extrinsic apoptotic signaling pathway. Lineage: Eukaryota; Metazoa; Chordata; Lepidosauria; Squamata; Sphaerodactylidae. The record is from RefSeq and is a predicted model, not a curated record. The coding region runs from base 2 to 532 and encodes 176 amino acids. Gene Ontology annotation, molecular function: CD27 receptor binding. The transcript has 4 exons.